CACCACACCAUUCCAAUCGCCAUGUCGAGUGCUGCCCUGGCUUAUGUGGACCUUCAGGUGCACUGCUUGAAUGGCACUGUGGUGCAUUUCAAGGAUGUACCGACGCAGAUGUUGGGACGGGAACUUCGACGAUUGAUUUCAAGUGAACUUCCUGCAAAGCCAGGUGGUACUCUUUGCUUGUCCUACCAGGAGAAACCGCUGGUGAUGGACCAAACCCUGCUACAGCAAGGAAUUGCUGGUGCUGUGGCCUUAUCCUGCACCUACAUGGCCACCGAUGUCUGUCGCGCUUGGUCCUUUCUGCGGGGCAUGGGCUUCACUUGCGAAACGGCAGACGUCUUGGAAGGGCUGACCCUGGUGGGACUGCCGGCGAUUCAUUACCUGAAGUAUGCUCCCAGAACUUUGCAAACCUUGGUCUUGAACGACAACGAGCCGUUGCAAGAGGUAGUCAAGUGGCCAGCUGAUCUGCGAAGUUUGACCCUGGGCAGAUCCUUUGACCAGCCACUGCAGGGCGGGUUGCCCGGAACUUUGCAGUCUUUGACCUUGGGGGAUAGCUUCAACCAGAGCCUGAGAGGCCUAAGUUGGCCAAGCAGUCUGCAAAGUUUGACGCUGGGGAACCUUUACAACCAGGACUUGGAAGGUGUUAGCUUUCCACAGACUCUGACAACUUUGACAUUUGGUGAUCAAUUCAACCGGAAGCUGGACGCUGUGUGCUUCCCAGCGGGUUUGAAGACUCUGACCUUUGGAAGGGAUUUCAACCGAAGCCUGGAACGGGCAGCCUUCCCUGAUGGUCUUGAAAGCAUGACGUUCGGCAGGAACUUCAAUCAUGCACUGCCGGUGAUUUUGCCCAGCUCCCUCCGGAGCCUGAAGCUGGGCUUGGAGUUUAAUCACAGCUUGGAUGGUGUGAAAAUCCCCAGGCAUUUGCAGAGCUUGACGUUGGGUGAUGGAUUCAAGCAGAGCUUGGCAUGCGUGCUCUUGCAGAGCAGUCUUCAAAGCUUGGCUUUGGGAUACCACCUGCCCGCGAACCUCGAGAAGGUGCUACGAAUGAAGAGCUUGCAAAGCUUGAGCUUCGGAGUGGGCUUCAAUCAGAGUCUCAGGAACAUCAGCUUGCCAGACAAUCUUCAAACUUUGGUGUUUGGCCGAACUUUCAAUCAGACGCUGCGAGGUGUGAAACUGCCACCCCUCAAAACCUUAAUCUUUGGCCACGACUUCAACCAGAACAUGGAGGGAACCAGCCUGCCGGCUGAUCUGCAGAGCUUGACCUUUGGGUGUUUGUUCAACCAGAGCCUGGAAAAUUUGAAAUGGCCAGGGGGCCUGAAAUCUUUGACCCUUGGCAAAACCUUCAACCGGAGUCUGAAGAAAGUCUGUUUCCCCUGCGGUCUGCAGAGCUUGACGUUCGGAGCCAAGUUCAACCAAAGUCUGGAGAAGGUGAUGCUGCCAUUGGGUCUUCAAAGUUUGACCUUUGGUCACUGCUUCAACCAGAGCCUGGAGGCUGUGAGGCUCCCCCAAAACCUUCUGACCUUGACCUUCGGUGCAUCUUUUCAGUGCAGCCUGGAGGAGGUAGACCUGCCCGAAAGCCUGAAGACCUUAACGCUGGGUGAAAGUUUCAAUCAGAGCCUCAGCGGAGUCGCAGUCCCUCCCAGUCUUCAGGCGUUGAUCUGCACCGGCGGCUUCUUUUGGGUCGACGGCUGCGUGGCACUGCCACGCUCGCUGACGACCGUCAGCUGCCACGGCAUCACCGUGAGCACCGAAGGGUCUAACGACAGUCCAACUGUGCCCGGCUUGUGGCGAAAAAGGAACGAGGGUCGGCAAGGGGUGAAGAAGAAGCUUCCCCUGCAGACGCUUCAGUGUUUGAUCGAGUACCUGAAUCCCCAGUUGGAGGUGCUUUGCGUGGAGAAAGAAGUGACAGACCAACAGGAGGUGUUAAGGUUCUUGAAGGCGACUACUCUGGUUGGCAUCUUGCCGGUGCCUCAUCCCAUCGUCAUUCGCACCUACCAGGCCAGUCCCUACACAGCCAUGUGGUUCACAUCCUACAUGUGGGGGGUGAUCUUUACCCGAUCGCAGCGAAUGCCCCUCUAUGACUGGAAGAAGAUUCGCCUGGUAAAGGACUCAGCGAAUCAAUGCCGUGCCAUGCCGUGCCCAGUUCUUGGAGAGUGCGGGAUGCUCAUCAAUCCAUCUUCAUAG
This is a messenger RNA of Cladocopium goreaui, 2181 nucleotides long. Lineage: Eukaryota; Dinophyceae; Suessiales; Symbiodiniaceae. The record is from the annotation of a GenBank genome assembly.